This is a messenger RNA of Lipotes vexillifer (Yangtze River dolphin), 717 nucleotides long. It is a transcript of the gene C1QL4, whose product is annotated as complement C1q like 4. Bases 1 to 717 code for a protein of 238 amino acids. Gene Ontology annotation, molecular function: protein binding. The record is from RefSeq and is a predicted model, not a curated record. Lineage: Eukaryota; Metazoa; Chordata; Mammalia; Artiodactyla; Lipotidae. The transcript is spliced from 2 exons.
AUGGUGCUGCUGCUGCUGGUGGCCAUUCCGCUGCUAGUGCACAGCUCCCGCGGGCCGGCGCACUACGAGAUGCUGGGUCGCUGCCGCAUGGUGUGCGAUCCCCACGGGCCGCGAGGCCCAGGACCCGACGGCGCGCCCGCCUCCGUACCCCCCUUCCCUCAGGGCGCCAAGGGAGAGGUGGGCCGGCGCGGAAAGGCAGGUCUGCGAGGGCCCCCGGGACCACCAGGUCCCAGAGGACCUCCAGGAGAGCCGGGCAGGCCAGGUCCCCCAGGCCCUCCAGGCCCAGGCCCCGGCGGGGUGGCGCCCCCUGCCGGCUACGUGCCUCGAAUUGCCUUCUAUGCUGGCCUGCGGCGGCCACACGAGGGUUACGAAGUGCUGCGCUUCGACGACGUGGUGACCAACGUGGGCAACGCUUACGAGGCAGCCAGUGGCAAGUUCACCUGCCCCAUGCCAGGUGUCUACUUCUUCGCUUACCAUGUGCUUAUGCGCGGCGGUGACGGCACCAGCAUGUGGGCGGACUUGAUGAAGAAUGGACAGGUCCGGGCCAGCGCCAUUGCUCAGGACGCGGACCAGAACUAUGACUACGCCAGCAACAGCGUCAUCCUGCACCUGGAUGUGGGAGAUGAAGUCUUCAUCAAGCUGGACGGCGGGAAGGUGCACGGCGGUAACACCAACAAGUACAGCACCUUCUCUGGCUUCAUCAUCUACCCGGACUGA